This is a messenger RNA of Abrus precatorius (Indian licorice), 1044 nucleotides long. RefSeq names its product homeobox-leucine zipper protein HOX11-like. Gene Ontology annotation, biological process: regulation of DNA-templated transcription. Lineage: Eukaryota; Viridiplantae; Streptophyta; Magnoliopsida; Fabales; Fabaceae. Gene Ontology annotation, molecular function: DNA-binding transcription factor activity, RNA polymerase II-specific; sequence-specific DNA binding. Bases 1 to 1044 code for a protein of 347 amino acids. The record is from RefSeq and is a predicted model, not a curated record. The transcript is spliced from 4 exons.
AUGGAGCUUGGCUUGAGCUUAGGAGACCCUUCAAAGCCCCUUGAAGCUCCCAACCAAUUGGGGUUAGGCUUCAACACCAACUUAUCAAUUGGUCCACUUUUUACCAAACUAAAAGAUCAACAUCAAGAAGAAGAAGAAGAAGAAGAAGAAAGAGCAAAGCAAAAGCAUAAACACAAUAGUCAAAGCCACAGCACUACUGAAGAAGAACAUGAAGAAGCUACAACUGAAUCCCUUGUUAGUCCUUCUCUCAAACCCAAUACUAACACAAUUGUUCAGCUUGAUCUUCUUCCUCAUACACCUGCCGCUCCUCGUAUCAACCCACCUUCCACCUUCUCCUUCCCAUGGGAUCCUCUUUGGGAAAACGCUGGGAGUGGUUGUUCAAUGGGGUUGGACAUGAACUGGGUGCCGAUGGCCGCGACGGUGACGGCGGAAGAUGAGGCAGAGCUGUCAUCUUCCCCAAACAGUGCUGCUUCAUCGUUUCACAUGGAUCUCUGCAUAUUCAGGAGAAGAAGUGUAAGUGGAGAAUGUUAUGAUCAAACCAAAAGGGUUUACUGCAGAGGAAGUGAUGAAGAUGAGAACGGUGGCAGUGGCAGUACCACUAAGAAACUUAGGCUCUCUAAGGAACAAUCUGCUUUCCUUGAAGAGAGCUUCAAAGAGCACAACACUCUUAACCCUAAACAAAAGGUUGCUCUCGCCAAACAACUCCAUCUUCGCCCUCGCCAAGUAGAAGUAUGGUUUCAAAACAGAAGAGCAAGGACCAAGUUGAAGCAGACAGAGGUGGACUGUGAGUAUUUGAAGAGGUGCUGUGACACACUUAAAGAAGAGAAUAAAAGGCUUCAGAAGGAGCUUCAAGAGUUGAGGGCUUUGAAGACUAAUUCAAACCCAUUCUAUAUGCAAUUACCAGCCACAACCUUGACUAUGUGCCCAUCCUGUGAGCGUGUUGCUCCCAAUUCCACCUCCAAUACUACUCCUUCUGUUUCACUCACUGCCAAAGCCAUUCAAUUUCCAAUUGGUGAUAAUAAACCUUGGAAGAAAUUAAUUUGA